This is a messenger RNA of Ostrinia furnacalis (Asian corn borer), 436 nucleotides long. Its product is annotated as cytochrome c oxidase assembly factor 4 homolog, mitochondrial. The coding region runs from base 85 to 297 and encodes 70 amino acids. Lineage: Eukaryota; Metazoa; Arthropoda; Insecta; Lepidoptera; Crambidae. Gene Ontology annotation, biological process: mitochondrial respiratory chain complex IV assembly. Gene Ontology annotation, cellular component: mitochondrial intermembrane space. The record is from RefSeq and is a predicted model, not a curated record. The transcript has 2 exons.
CUGGAGAUCUGUCAAAAAUAUAUUUGGAGGUUAUGUUGUGAACUUGUGAAAGUCAACAAAUAAAAAUUUAUUUGGCGAUUCAAAAUGACCGUAAAACCUCGUGAAAGGCCAGCCGACGAUGAUGACGACCCGGUCGAAAAUAUGCUGAAGAAGACUGGCUGUAUAGAGCUGCAUUAUAAAGUUCAGGAGUGCAUAGCUACCACCAAGGACUGGAGGAAGUGCCAGACAGAGGUCAAUGAGUUCAGAAGCUGCAUUUCUAAACACAAGCAAGAAGAGAUGGCUAAGGCCAAAAGUUGACCUACAAAAAUAUUAAUUUAAUUUAUUUGUUUUAAAAUAAAAAUAGUUGAUGAGGCAUUUGUGUUAAAAAUGAUGCAUUUUUACCAAAAAUAAAAGUGUUGGUUGCAAGUUUUGUGUAAAUAUAGUUUUGUUCCAAAUA